Molecule: messenger RNA, 6820 nt
Organism: Austrofundulus limnaeus
Lineage: Eukaryota; Metazoa; Chordata; Actinopteri; Cyprinodontiformes; Rivulidae
Product: protocadherin-15
Exons: 39
Coding region: 221-6712 (2163 amino acids)
Biological process (GO): multicellular organism development; homophilic cell-cell adhesion; sensory perception of sound
Cellular component (GO): stereocilium; cell-cell junction; plasma membrane
Molecular function (GO): calcium ion binding; beta-catenin binding; cadherin binding
Source: RefSeq, a predicted model, not a curated record
ACCGGAGCCGGGUGAUUCCAUCCAUGCAGUUAUUUAGCUUCAGCGGCAGGCUGAGGCUGCAGCGCGCCGGUGGAUCGUUCGGGCACCAAAGUGCUGAUGAGGAGGCUGCUGCUGCCUCUGCUGCACCCACGCCCGGGAUUUCUACCUCUUUUGGCUGUGUUUCCUGCUGAGCGCUUUCUGGAGUUAACCAUGGUGGGCUGGCAAUAAGGCUUGACAGAAGAUGCAACGGGGGUGGUGGCUUGUCAGAUGGCUGGGGACAGGAAUGGCAAUCCUUUCUUUGCUUACCUACAGCUGGGGCCAGAACACAGAAGACUGGCAGUAUGAGGAGUGUAAGCUGUCUCGGCCAGGCCCCCCUGCAACCAUUGUGACUGUUGACGAGGAGAGCCCCAAUGGCACAGUUUUGGUGGAAAACAUGCAGAUUAAUGGCCGUUCUCAAGAUCCAGGCAGAACCAUCUCCUUGACGCUGCUUGAGAACUACAACUAUUGGGUGAUCCUGGAUCCAGCAAAGCAGAGGCUUUACCUGAACAGCACUGGGCGUGUCCUGGACAGAGAUCCUCCAAACUCCAUCACCUCCAUUGUGGUCCAGGUCCAGUGCACCAAUGAGCUGAUUGGUACAGUCAUUUUGCAUGAAGUGCGAAUAGUCGUGAGGGACAAGAAUGACAACACCCCUACUUUUCAGCAACCUCGUUACUAUGUUGCAAUAAACGAGCUGACGCCAGUUGGAACAACCAUUUUUACCGGCUUCUCGGGAGAUAAUGGUGCCACAGACAUUGAUGAUGGGCCCAAUGGACAGAUAGAAUACAGCAUCCUUUAUAAUCCCAAUGAUCCGGCAUCUAACAGAACAGUAAGAGUUGGAAACACCCUUUCAGGAAACAUUUUACUAGCAGAGAGACUAAACUAUGAAGACAAAACACGCUACCUGGUUUUGGUUCAAGCCAGCGACCGUGCUCCGUACCCUCCCAACAGACGAUCAGCCACCACCACUCUGACUGUGGACGUUCUCGAUGGGGAUGACCUGGGUCCCAUGUUUCUGCCGUGUGUGUUGGUGAACAACACACACGACUGCACCCCCCUAACCUAUCGCGCUGCUAUCCCUGAACUCACUCAGCCGAGCAAACUGAACCCGCUGAAUGUGACCCCGCCUAUCCGGGCCGUGGACAUGGACAGAAACAUACAGCCCCCAUCGGACAGACCUGGAAUUCUUUAUUUCAUCCUGGUUGGUCAACCAGCCACAUAUCCAGAGUACUUCACCCUGAACAGAACCACUGCAGAGGUGCGUGUUCUGAAGCCAAUUAGCAGGGACCUGUAUCAGAGGUUUACCCUUAUUAUCAAGGCUGAACAGGAUAAUGGUCACCCCCUCCCAGCGUUUGCUGACCUCAUUAUCGAAAUCCUGGAUGAAAACAACCAGGCACCGUAUUUUCAGUUUGCCACCUAUCAGGGCUACGUGAGUGAGGCCUCCCCAGUGGGUACAACUAUCUCUACCAGUGCCAACCUCACCUCCCCACUGGAAAUCAUCGCGUUAGAUAAUGACAUUGAAGAGACGAAAGACCCUUUGGUGACGAUUACCCUGAAUGACUACAACCUGAUCUUCAGCCUGACCCCAACUGGGAUAAUCCGCUACCUGAAGCUCCUCAAGCCUGUGGAUCGAGAGACGCAGGUGGCCUAUACUUUCACGAUGGUGGCGUCAGAUGGUGUCCAGCAGAGUAGCCCAGUAACUGUCAACAUCCUGGUUAUUGAUGCCAAUGACAAUACCCCRACGUUUGCCGAGGUCUCCUACAGUGUUCAAGUCUUUACAAACAUGCAGCCAGGAGAGACGGUGCUACAGUUAACUGCAGUUGAUGCCGAUGAGGGACUAAACGGUUUGGUGACAUAUGAGAUACUGGCUGGAGCCCAAGGAAAUUUCAUCAUUAAUAAUCGUACUGGGCGCAUCAUUGUGGCACCGGGUGUGACAUUAGUCGUGGGACGAUCAUAUGCGCUGACUGUCAGGGCUUCCGAUAACGCACCAGACAACCAGAGAAGGAGCUCUAUCACUACAGUCUACAUUGAGGUUUUGCCUCCCAAUAAUCAGAGUCCCCCACGUUUUCCACUCUCUACCUACAACCUAGAGAUCAGUGAAGCCAUGAGGAUUGGAGCUAUUCUGCUCAAUCUGCAGGCCACAGACAGAGAAAACGAUCCGAUCACAUAUCGCAUUGUGAGUGGAGAUUCCCAGAAGGUUUUCAACCUCUCUGAAACGAUUGGCCUUUUGCUUUUGAGCAAGCCUUUGGACAGAGAAACUACAGAUCAGUACCGUCUAAUUGUCACAGCUUCUGAUGGCAACCUUGGAGGGACGUCUACUGCUACUGUGAGCAUAGUGGUCACUGAUGUCAACGAUAACGACCCAGUCUUUAACCGCACCRUCAGCACUAACUUUACCGUCCGAGAAGAAAAGGCCAACUUGUUUGUAGGGCAAGUCCUGGCUACAGAUCCUGAUGCUGGAGCUAAUGGCCAGGUUUACUACCGAAUUGUCAAUCAUCCUGACUUGUUUGUAAUCAAUGCUAAUGGAAGCAUCUACACAAGAGUGCCUCUGGACAGGGAGUUAAGGAGCGACUAUGAGCUGGUCAUUGAAGCCUCGGAUGGGGCAGUGGAUCCGAGGCGGACUACGCUGACGGUCACGGUCAAGGUUUUGGAUAUAGAUGACAACAGUCCAGUCUUUUCCCAGGAAAUCUAUAUGGUGAAUGUACCUGAGAACACUCCUGUGGGAACUGUAGUUCUGAAACUAAGUGCGGUUGACCCAGACCUCUUCUCCAAUGUCACAUAUCGGAUUAAGACUGAAUCGGCGAAGCAACUGUUUUCUCUGAACCGUGUCACCGGGGAGUUGACUCUAUUGCAGCUCCUUGACUUUGAGGGCCUGGCAGCUAUGGGGAUGAGUACCUCUUACAGUUUUCUGGUGGAAGCUGUCGACCAAGGAGAGGUAAUGCCCCCAGGCCAAGCUAACGUCACCAUCCGCAUCACAGACAUGAAUGACUUCGCCCCCAUCUUCACCCAGGAUUUGUAUAAAGGCUUAGUGGCACCUAAUGCAGAGAAAGGAACAGUCAUUACCACUGUUUUCGCUGAGGACCAGGACCCCCCGGGGACUUCAGCAAGUUUUGUACGCUACAGAGUGGACAUGGAAAGGUCACCUUACAGUGGCAGCAUCUUUGAUGUAGAGCUGCAAACUGGUCGAGUCAUCACCAAGGUCAACCUCAACGAGGAGCCCAGCGUCACCUUUAAACUGUAUGUGAUAGCCUUUGAUGACGGGGAGCCAGUGAAGUCGAACAGCACUUUGGUGGAGAUCACUGUCCUUCAACCCUCUCGCAUCCCAAUCUUCACGGAGGAAGAGUACACGUUUUCUCCCGUUAAGGAGUUGGCUCCAGUUGGCACUCCAGUGGGAACUAUUCUAGCUGCCGCCAUCAAUCAGACCAUCUUUUACUCCAUUGUUUCAGGAAAUGAACUAGGACACUUCAAGGUGAACAACCGUACUGGGGUCAUCUCCACCGCCAAACUCCUGGACUAUGAGAACAUCACAAGCUACAUCCUCAGGGUCCAAGCAGACUCUAUGUUGGUUGUCAUGUCCAACCUACGUGUUCCUUCCAAAACCAACACAGCCAAAGUGUACAUUAAUGUGGAGGACGAGAAUGACAACCCUCCCGUCUUCUCCAGGAAACUCUAUAUCGGUGGCGUCACAGAAGACACCAAGAUUUUCAGCUCUGUGCUCAAGAUAGUGGCUACUGACAGGGACACCAGAAACUUCAGUGCCAUGGCAUACCGUCUAAUAAUUCCACCGACAACAGAUGGCCAGGACAGCUUUGUCAUCGAGACCUACACGGGCAUCAUCAAGUCGGCCAUGAUGUUUCGAAACAUGCGCAGAUCCUAUUUCAAGUUUGUAGUUGUUGCCACAGAUAACUAUGGAAAAGGUUUCAGCAGCACUGCUGACGUGGUGGUUUCCGUGGUCAAUGCAUUGGACAUGCAAGUUGUUGUGUCCACUGUCCCUCCCACUUUAGUGGAAGAGAAGAAGGAGGAGCUCAUUAGUAUACUGGAGCGCCAUGUCCAGGACCAGAUUCCCGGUGCCAAGGUUAUUGUUGAGUCCAUUGGACCGCGUCGUUAUGGUGACGGCUAUGAGUUAGAGGACUACAGUAAGUCGGACCUGAUGGUGUACGCCAUUGACCCCCUCACCAACAGGGCCAUUUCACCACUGGAACUCUUCAAAUUUCUUGACGGCAAUGUGCUGGACAUCAAUAAAGAGUUCCAACCACACCUGGGCGAGGGCGGCCGAAUUCUUGAGAUCCGCUCACCAGACGUUGUGGCCAGUGUGAAGAAGGCUGCCCAGGCUGUAGGGUACACAGAGGGAGCUCUGCUGGCACUGGCCAUCAUCAUCAUCCUCUGUUGCAUCCCUGCUAUCCUCAUCGUCAUGGUCACAUACCGACAAUUCAAGGAGCGACAAGCAGAGUGUGCCAAAACUGCCAGGAUCCAGAUGGCUUUACCACCAGGAGGGAAAAAAGCUCCAGCCGCUGCUCCGAGUGCUAACCUCUAUGAGGAGCUUGGCGACAGCAGCAUAAGAAGAGGCGGCAGGCCGCAACAGCAACUGCUGAGGCCAUCUCUUCUGAGACCUGAGGAGCUCUCCAUGGAGUCAGGUAUCGACCCAGGCCAGGAUUACUACGCACAAGACUACUAUAAUUACGACCAAGGUUAUGACUUUCCUCAAUAUGGCAGUCGGAGGAGGCUGAUAACUCCCAUGUAUGAUGAAUAUGGAGAAGUGAUCAUGGAGGAUGAUGGGUAUUACUACAGUCCACAUGACCCUGAGGGCCGUGGGAGAGGCAGAGGCCGUGGUGGCAUGAGAGGUAGAGGAGGUCCACCGAAGAGGGUUGCCUUUAGGGAUCUGCCUCCAGAGGAGGAAACUGAACAAGCUGAGCCAGAAGAGGAAGGCGAGCCUUCAAAGGCUGCCAAGAGACUAAAGUCUGUCAUGAAACUCAGCAAAUUCCUGGCGGCCAGCAAAGGAGGACAGCCACCAUCUGAUGCUGGUCCAUCUCCAUGGAAGAAAGCCAAAAUGCUCAAGAUGUUUGGUGCUGGAAAGAAGGACAAGGACUAUGCCAAACUGAUGUCAGCUCGCCGUAUUGACAGUCAGGAGAGCCUCGCUGACGGACCAGCAGCUAUGGGGCCAAUAGACAGCAAGUCUGAUGCUCGCAGCCGACUUAGCAAAGUUUUGAAGAAAAUUAACAUCACCAACAAGUUGCAGAUCCGGAGGAAGUCACAGAGUAGUGCAAGUCACGUCUCAGGCACAGAGAGCGAGAGGGAUGAAGAGGCCUCACAAGCAGCCAGUGAGGAUGAAAGGAAAUCUAAAGUGUCUAUUAGUGUGACCGAAAGUGAGCCAGAAGAACGUGCGAGCGAAAGUGGCAGGGAGAGAGACUCCGAUGGGGAAUCCUCAGAGAAAAGCAGUGUGGACAAAGAUUAUCUAAAAGUCGAUUUAGAUAGGGAUGACACAAACGAAAGCACUGUGGACUCGGAGGAAGAGCCCGAUGAAGAACUUGGGGAUUCUGAUGAGGAGAGCAAGUCUAAAUCUGAGGAGGAGGAAACUGAAAAGGGCUCCGUCAGUGAGAAAGAAUCAGGGACAGAGAGAGAGUCAGACUCAGAGAAAGAAUCUGAUUCAGAAAAAUCCUCAGCUACAGAAAAAGACUCAGACACUGAGAAAGAGUCCGAAACCGAGAAGGAGUCUGACUCUGAGGAAGAGUCCAGAUCUGACAAGGAGACCGAAUCAGGAACGGGCACCGCAACAGAACAAGAAGCAAGCACAGGUAAAGAUUCAGUGACCGAGGAAGACUCCGAUGAAGAGUCUGAGGAGGAUGAGGCUUCGGAAAGCGCUAGAGAAAGUGGAGUCUCUGCACGUUCUUCUGUGAGGUCAUCGGCUACUGAAGCCAGCAGGAGAAGCAGUGCUUCUAGUGUUGGUGCCACUGAGAGUGGCAGCAGGAGCAGGAGUGGUAGCAGUGCUGCAUCUUUAUCUGCCUCAACUGCCAGAUCAUCCCAAAGAACCACAUCGUCAAAAACCACCUCCGAGAAGUCUGGUGAGGAAGGGAGUGAAGCCGAGUCAGGGACAGGUACAGCCAGCGACGCUGAGUCAAUGUCCGGAAGCGAACAUUCUUCAUCUCGCGGGUCCAGCAAGAGGAAACUGUCUGGUUCAGAGAUGAGUGAGAGGUCUUCCAUCGGCAGUCAGAUGACAGAGAGUGAGAAGAGCUCAGCUCGAUCCCAGUCUGCUAGUGGGAGUCGUAGCUCCAAAAGGUCUGUCCUGAGCCGAGGCUCAGAGGACACAAUCACAGAGGAGAGUGAAGAAGAAGAAGAAGACGAAGAAGAAGAGGAGGAGGAGGAACCUGAUACGGCCAACGAGAGCAAAGAUUCUGCUAGUGAGUACAGUGAUGAGUCAGCAUCCAGGAGGUCCAGUGUGGCGUCUGGAGACCCUGGACCCUCAGCUCCCUACAGUGGGCAUCAGUACAGCACUGACAUUAGGAGCAUGAGCGAGAAGUCCGAGGAUACAUACGGAGGACUGUCUCCUAUCACUGAAGUGGACGAGGACGCCAUCUCUUCUGACAAAUCUUCAGUCAGCGGCUCUGGAUCGAGGGGCGGCGCCGCAUCAAAAGGCUCAGAGGAAACCGAGGAAACGUCAGAUGGUGAUUCUGAGUCGGAAGGGAACUCGACAUCCUUCUAGAGACAUGUUGUCACUGUGAAGCUGGGGGAAAAAAGAGGAUCAAGCUUGUGGUAGAUCGAGAGAAUGAGACCACUUCCACCGGAGAGGAGAGCACUACAGAAAACCAGC